Molecule: messenger RNA, 747 nt
Organism: Rhagoletis zephyria (snowberry fruit fly)
Lineage: Eukaryota; Metazoa; Arthropoda; Insecta; Diptera; Tephritidae
Source: RefSeq, a predicted model, not a curated record
AUGAGAAGGCCCAAUAUCUCCGAAACAAUCGACAUAGAUCUUGCCGAUCCACAUUUCUUUAAACCCUCGCAAAUUGAUAUCGUUCUUGGCAGCGAUCUAAUGCCACAAAUUCUUCAAGACGGUGUCAAACACAAUGUCUUCGGAAAUCUUUUAGCGCAAAAUUCCAUAUUCGGGUGGUAUCUAAGUGAACCCACCAAACGAGAAGUCAUUUCAUCGUAUCACACUCAUGUCGUUGAGGAUAGUGAAGACUUAAAUUCCCAACUCAAAAAAUUUUGGGAAAUCGAAGAGUUGCCCGAGCACCAUCCGCCAUCUGAAGAUGACGUUUUUUGUGAGAACCUUUAUCUCAACACCACAUACCGGCAAGAAGACGGGCGCAACGUUGUGCGUCUUCCGUUCAAGAGAACAUUUCCAUCGCAGCUCAAGCUGGGUCGUUCGCGCUCAAAAGCCAUGAGCCAAGCAUUUCGUAUGGAACAUACCCUUAACAAAAAUCCCGGCCUAAAAGAUGAGUACACGCAAGUACUUGAAGAAUAUCUAACUCUUAGGCAUAUGAAACCCACUCCGUCUGAAGAAAUCCAUGACAGCGGAACCUACUUGUCAUUUUAUUUACCUCAUCACUCGGGCAUCCGUGCCGAAAGCAAAACAACCAAAGUGAGAGUGGUAUUCAAUGCCUCCAAACCGUCCGAGACGGGACGGCCCAAGCUUACAAACCGAUUUGAUGGUUGUAAUACUAAAUUGGCGUCUCUAUAA